Molecule: messenger RNA, 369 nt
Organism: Diatraea saccharalis (sugarcane borer)
Lineage: Eukaryota; Metazoa; Arthropoda; Insecta; Lepidoptera; Crambidae
Source: the annotation of a GenBank genome assembly
AUGGAAAUCGCUUCUCAAAUGGGUGAAAUGAGAUCGCGUUUAGCUGCUGAGACGGCUGAAAGAGCACAACUAAUUACAGCACUUCUACCUGCAGCACAGGAUGCAGCAGCAUAUGAUAUGAAAGAGAUGUUAAGUCGCUAUAAAGAAGUACUGAUGUUAAAUGAAGAACUUCUUGCUAAUUGCCACGUUCGGCGAGCAACACAAGAGCAGGCAGUUGCUUCUUUAAAGAAUCUUCAUACGAUUUUGCAACAGGCAUCAAGAUUGAGAGUUGGAAAAUACAGUAAAGCUGUUGUGGCUGCUAGUAGAAAGGCAGUAAAAGAAGACAAUGUUGAAGCGCUUAUAAAGAUAUUACAAGUUGGAGAUUCUUGA